AUGGCGGGUAAUGGAAGACUCGCAAAACGAUCGUCGAAUGCUUGUGUGCGAUGCCGGAGACAGAAGAUCAAAUGUUCCGGGGCGCAGCCCUGCGAAAAGUGUAGCAGGCGAAAGCUCACUUGCGUCUUUGAUAACCAUGACCAGAAAAUCCUGGUAACAAGAGGUUACAUUCUAGACCUGCAGCAGAAGAUUGCGCGUAUAGAGCAGAGCCAGAAGGGCCAAGUGAGCCCUUUCAGCCCGAAUUUCGAUACUCAGACAUUUGAUCCCAAAGAUCGCGAAGAUGUACCUCCUUUGCAGAGGACUAGUCCUCCAGAGGAUCUUGAUGAAGCCCAAGACCUGGAGGAUCUGGACUCUGGGCUAGCUAACCCUUUGUCGUCCGGUCCUCCUGCAUUUAUGUCUGCAGCAAAUGGUCGUACAUUCUAUCUUGGAACAUCAUCCAACUGGUCGUUCACCCGGCGAGUCCUCAGCUUGGCACAUCAGCACCUCUAUCAGAAUGUAUUACCUACAGAAACUCUGAUAUUUGAUGAAACGACCUAUGAGCUGGGAUGGGAUGGGUUACGAACAAGCCCGGGCCCAGAUGUUCCAGUUGUUCCGACUCGCGAUCACACCAUGUAUCUGAUCAACGCCGUUCAAUUUCGGUGCGGGCAAUUGUAUCACCUUUUUGAGGAAGGAGAGUUCAUGAGUUCUCUGCAUCAGUACUACUUGGGAGAUGGGCAAUCUAUGACAAAUAGCUUGUGGUACAUCCAUUUUCUCCUCAUCCUGGCCUUUGGGAAAGGAUUUGUUCAACCCAAGGCUCAAGGUAGAAAACCACCAGGGGUGUGCUAUUUCGUCAAAGCUUUGCAGCUUCUGCCUGAUCCGACUGCUCUGUACCGUGAUCCUAUGCUGGGAACGGAAAUCCUAUGCUGCAUCGCCUUAUACUACCAGUGUGUUGACUUUCGAACUUCGGCACAUAACUACAUCGGACAAGCCAUGCGGAUGGCUAUGGCACAAGGAAUGCACACUAGUAUGCCAGUCGAGGAUUUAGGACAUGACAUGGUUCAAAGAUCCAGCAAAAUCUGGUGGACUAUUUACAUUCUGGACAGAGAAAUGACAUCGUUAAUGGGUCUGCCUCAGUCGAUCAAUGACCGAUAUGUGCAAACCCAGCUCCCCACCUUUGCAGACCCAUCAGAGACAAUGUCAUUGGGCAUGCACAUCAAAUUGUCCAAGAUCAUUGCCGAGGUGAACAGCACAAUAUAUGUUAUCAAUGGGCGCUUUAAUCGGACUUUUCUACUUAGCACAAAAACAGCAUUGGCGAACAUCGCAGGGCUUGCCGAUGAGCUUCGCGAGUCAUUUCCGCUACACUUGGACCCAGGCAGCGGGGUUUCUCGAAUAUCAGCAUACUUACAUCUUCAAUACCACCAGUGUAUUAUCCUGGCCACCCGACCUCUCCUAUUCUGCUUUCUUAAGAUCCGCUUCGAGUCCCCAGAAAGCUGUUUGGAAUCCCUCAAUGCAUCCCAAAAUGUCCGAAACCUGAUGCAAAUGUGUCUUGAAUCCGCCCAGAACAUCAUCAGCAUUCUCUCCAGUUUGCAGAGUCAAGGCCUCUUAGAAACCUUCCUCCCCUUUGAUCUAGAAUCAGUCUUCGUAUCCACUGUCAUCCUCCUCAUGGGACCAGCGAUCGACCCGCGAGUAUUAGAGAGUCACCCCAACUGGCUAGAGAAAGCCUAUGCCAUCUUCGGCGAAAUGAUCAGAGACGGAAACCAAGUUGCUAAAUUUCGGCGAUCCGAGCUCCAGCAGCUACACGAGACAUUACUAGGCUGUAUCUCUAGUGAUCGGCCUCGACACUUAGCAGUCCCUGACUUCUUCCAGCAGGCUGAGAUCAUCUCUGACCCAGCUUCUCCUUCUUCAACGCCGAUUCCUGGGGCUAUGGCUCAAUCUAUUCGAUAUAAUGAUGCGCUUCUGAGGCCGGAUCCUGGUUUGGAUGUGGAGUGUGAUUUUACUACGAUGCUGACUUCGGCUGAGGUUAUGGCUGUUGCGAACUCGAUUGAGAGUUAUGAUACUGAGUGGGUGUCUAAUGCGAUGAUAGAACAUAGUAUAUGGUAA
Messenger RNA from Penicillium roqueforti, 2079 nucleotides. RefSeq names its product transcriptional regulator family TF. The record is from RefSeq and is a predicted model, not a curated record. Gene Ontology annotation, molecular function: DNA binding; zinc ion binding; DNA-binding transcription factor activity, RNA polymerase II-specific. Lineage: Eukaryota; Fungi; Ascomycota; Eurotiomycetes; Eurotiales; Aspergillaceae. The transcript has 9 exons. Gene Ontology annotation, biological process: DNA-templated transcription; regulation of DNA-templated transcription. The coding region runs from base 1 to 2079 and encodes 692 amino acids.